AAUGAACGUUCGAAGCGGGGCUAAUGGGGCUGGGGUUUUCCUCCUACCGCAAAAGCCUGAGGCUGGCGGAUACAUGCGCAGCAUUUUAACUUGUCUCAUACAAGGUUUCUGUGCCGGGCGUAUUUUGUGCUUUGUUUCUAAAAACGUUGGCGGGUCUGUAGCGUGAUCAUCGCUGGUGGGAGCCCGACUUGUAGCCUGCAUUCUGCCUCUUUUUUCGACCGUGCGACGGCGAACGCUGACAGCCAUAUUCCACUGCAGCGUAGCUAGCUUUAGCUGGAGGUGGAGCUGGCCCCGUCCUUAAAUCCCCGCUGAAUUAAGAUGCUUUUAUUCGGAUUGUUGGUCUGGUUAAACCGUGUUUAUAACAGGGUGGUGUUGCAAAGCGGCAUAUUUGUCCGUGGUGUGAUCAAAGCUCCUACCCAAGUGUGUGUCAGGAGAAUGGAAUGAGUCGGCCGAUGUUGCGUUCAGGAGCUGCUUCCUUCAUCACUGAGGGGAGAGUAGUUUAUCAAAUGUUUAAGAUGUCUUUGAAAGAUGAAGCUGUAAGAUGAAGUUUAUAUAAACUGUGUUCAUGUUAAUGUUACUUUUACUUGUAGCUUAUUUACUAAAAUUUACAAUGAGAGAAACGUGACUUACACACGUUAUUGAAUACAUUUGAUGUUAUUUUAACAAUGAUUGACACGUGUUGCGCCGGGAUUGCGUUUUAAAUGUUGGAGUCAACAGUUUGUUUAUUAAAAUGACAGGUUGUGAAGAACAGUCCAGAAUCUUCCACUAAAAUCGGACGCGAACGCAGCAUCUUUGCGUGAGUUCUGGUACGUGAUGUGGGCGGGGCUUUAAGGAGGCACGUACGGCACGGUGGGCUCAUUGCACAGUGCACACACGCAUAAAGUGAGCUGUUUGGUAGCAGGCGCUGCGUUUGACAGAUUUUCUUCUCACGGAGCUUCGCGCUGACAGAGACGGAGGUUUUCGGCGACUAAAACCAGGGACCGGGACGGGAGAGAGGCUUUACCCCGCUGGGCCUGAGCUGAUUUGUCAGCCGUGUGUAGGUUUGGUUUGCACCCUUCAAGUGUCCUGUGACUCUGGGCUCACCAUGGUGGUCUGAGCACACAAAACGGGGGGAACGCAGAAAGACGCGACCUGAAGAGGAGCAGAGGGACGGACUGGACACAGAGAGAAACGGACAAACUGAAAAUGUCUCAAAACCAAGAACUAGUUCUUUUCUAUAUUAGAUAUAAACUGUCACAGAGGAACUAUCCCCUCAACCACAUAGUCCUCAAUGACCCCCUAAACAGGACUGGUGCGGGGGAUGCGGUGGUGGGGGGUGAGGAGGAGAGGACAGAGACACACGCCAAUGGGACCUUUAACAGGACGAGUCCCGGGACCCCAGCGGCGUCCCCGCUACGGCAGCAGCCGCCGGCGUCCACGACGGACAUGGACCGGGUGAAAGAGGCCCUCCGAGACACGGCCAACGAGUUCGAGCUGCGAUACGCCCGCGCCUUCAACGACCUGCACAGCCAGCUGCACAUCACGCCCGCCACGGCCUACCAAAGCUUCGAGAACGUGAUGGACGAGGUGUUCCGGGACGGCGUCAACUGGGGGCGCAUUGUGGGACUCUUCGCGUUCGGCGGCGCGCUGUGUGUAGAGUGCGUGGAGAAGGAGAUGAGUCCCCUGGUGGUCAGGAUCGUGGAGUGGAUGACCGUCUACCUGGACAACCACAUUCAGCCCUGGAUCCAGAGUCAGGGAGGAUGGGAGCGCUUCGCCGACAUCUUUGGGCACGACGCGGCGGCUGAAAGCAGGAGGUUCCAGGAGAGCUUUAGGAUGUGGCUGCUGGUGGGAAUGACCGUGCUCACGGCGGUCGUGGCAGGCUCGCUGUUCGCGCAGAAACGCCUGUGAGAAGAUGGCCGUCCUCACCUUUUCCUUCCCACCCACCGCCUCUGUUCAGAUGAAGGUCCUGUCGCUCUCCGCCGAGAUCAGAACUGAUGAUGUUUACGUACCUGUCGUCUCGUGGCGGACGGAGAAUCCUGAAGCGUGGUUGGACGUUUGAGACAUUAACAGUUUUCGUAUUCAUGUGUUCACUUUAUUCCACCUUAAAACUCACGGGGCCGGUUCUUUUCCUCUCCGGUUCUUUCAUCCUUUCUUCUGUACAUAUUAUUGAAGAGCUUUUGUUUUUUUGACUCUUUAAAGAUCCUGUAAGUGAUUCUAGUUUUUUAAUGAACCCAGAUUGGUCGGACCGAGUCGGUGUUGCCCUGAAGCUUGAUUUUAUGACCCCUCUAACAGACGGACAGGUUUGCUUGUGCCAUAUGGAGAACGAACGUCCCCGAGCGUCGUCGCCUCUCCCUGCCCUGUCUGAGCUACUCCUUCAGAUGGGACGGACGAAAAAGCAGAUUGUAGUUGAGACUGGCGCCAAAGUGUGUGUUGGUGCGUUUGAUUUUAUUCUCUUUAUUUCUGUGUUUGUGAACCAUUAAAAUCCCGCUGCUGCACCUCACUUGUCCUUCAUGUCCUUGGCCCGGCGUUUAUGAGCAGCUUUAACCUCAAGCCUCUUAGUCACGCUUGGGCUGAAACGACGUUUUUUAUUCUAAUUAAACACAAAACGAUUCACUCAAAAUCAACUUUUCUGAGGUUUGAUUUUAUUCUCUGCGUUUUCUGUUUUUGUCACAAACCAAAUCCGAGCCGAGUGGCAUUUAGGGACACUCGGGUGUGGAGUCUCCUGUAAGCUAGUCAUGAUCAGAGGACAUUUUGAAUGUUUUCCAGAAAGGAUAACGUAUUAAACACCUCUCUGAUUCUCUGUUGGGAUGUUUACUCGUAGAUGUUCUAUAAAUAAGAUGAUUUAAAGUUUGGAUCUCCGCUGCUGCAUCCAGCCGUUUUCAGCAGUUUAAGUGCGAGUCCAUGUUAAAACCCUCUUUCUGCUCCGAUUCCUCCUCGUGUCCUUUCAUGUCCAACCUGACGUUUAUCAGUGAGACGCUCCGCGUCUCGUGUCCUCGCCACCACAAAGAGCCUCAGAUCCCUUUGAUGUAGCAAGCUGAUGAAGACCACACGGAUGCUGUUUGUGUUUGAUUUGAUUGUUCCUGUUUGCCGGCUGACUGACGGCUGCAGAACGUUGAAGCCAGACGCCUUCAUGUCUGCUAAGUUAUCCAUGAAUAAUUUUCAUCAGGUGUCCUCCCCAGGCGCCUCAGAGCUGUCACAUCUCCAGUCGUUUUCCAUCCUCAUCCAGCGUUUCCCCAUCCUCCCAUCAGUCCCACGACUGUCGCAACAGCGUGUCAGUCACAGCUGGCCCGCCCGCCGCCUCACACACACACACACACACACACACACACACACACACCUGAGCUCAGCAGCACACUGGUGAAAAUACACCAGGGUGGGAGAGAGGAGACCCCGUCUUGGUUUCUGAGCAUCUCUCCGUCUGUAAUUUAGGGCUGCAGUUGCGGGAGUUUUUGUUGCCUACUGUGUGUGUGUGUGUGUGUGUGUGUGUGUGUGUGUGUGUGUGUGUGUGUGUGUGUGUGUGUGUGUGUGUGUGUGUGUGUGUGUGUGUGUGUGUGUGUGUGUGUGUGUGUGUGUGUGUGUGUGUGUGUGUGUGUGUGUGUGUGUGUGUGUGUGUGUGUCCAUCUCCAGUCCCGGAGUCUUCCAGCUGCUUCACAUUUCCAUCCCAAUGCCAGCUCCAUGACGAUAUGUCUGAAAGUGUUAAGGUGGCACAGAAACACAGCAUAGAUGCUGUUUUCUGAUUGACUUACUUAAUUCAUCCAUCCUUAAAGAGCAAAAUGUAAAAAAAUAAAUAAAAACAUCCUGAUGUAAGAAUCUGGAUGACAUUCUCAGUGGAAAUGGCUUCAUCUUCAUAUCAGGACUCAGCUUUUGCCCUUGUUCUUAGACCCUCGUGGAUUCCUCUCUCUCUGCCAUCCGGUAAAAUAAAGUUCCUCCAAAUAUGUAAAAACAAUAAAAAUAAAAAGUUCAUAUUGAUCUAAAUACUUCUGCCUCGAGCCUCCGCUGACUAGCUCUCAUCAUUCCAGUACAGUAUUUUUAUAAAUCUAUUUUUCUAGCGUGUGCUCCAUCCAGAAGCUGCUCGUGGUCUUUUUGUUCCUCAGCUCAACUUAUGAGACGUGUGUGUGUGUGUGUGUGUGUGUGUGUGUGUGUGUGUGUGUGUGUGUGUGUGUGUGUGUGUGUGUGUGUGUGUGUGUGUGUGUGUGUGUGUGUGUGUGUGUGUGUGUGUGUGUGUGUGUGUGUGUGUGUGUGUGUGUGUGUGUGUGUGUGUGUGUGUGUGUGUGUGUGUGUGUGUGUGUGUGUGUGUGUGUGUGUGUGUGUGUGUGUGUGUGAGGCAUGGUUUUGAAGGAGGCCCUUAUGAAGGAGGUGUAAGCAUUGGCACGACCCUAUAUAUCUAACUCUCCAUACAUAUAUACACAUAUAUGUAUUCACAUAUAAAUGCUCGUUAUUUAAACCGAUUAGAAUAGUGAUUUAGUUUAGUGGCAUAUUUAAAAAAAAACUAAAAUAAUGGCUUAAAUUUUAUUUAUAUUUAAUGUCAAAAGCUCCUUAAAAUGGCCUUGAACUCCAUCUCUGCUUCGAUGUCACCAGUGGGUUGUUUUUUAUGUUUUUAGGUCUUUUUCUAGGCAGAAACGUGCAAACAGGUGAAGAAAUGUCUGUUUUUCAUGUUGGGUAACAGAUUUCAGAUGGUGAUCAUGUUGAGUUGGUUUGUCUCUAGAAUGCCAGUGUAACAUUUUAGCUAACACUGAAUCCAAUAAAGCCCAAUGUUGGAAGGUG
Molecule: messenger RNA, 4743 nt
Organism: Nothobranchius furzeri (turquoise killifish)
Lineage: Eukaryota; Metazoa; Chordata; Actinopteri; Cyprinodontiformes; Nothobranchiidae
Source: RefSeq, a predicted model, not a curated record